This is a messenger RNA of Aspergillus tanneri, 2520 nucleotides long. RefSeq names its product beta-glucosidase H. Gene Ontology annotation, molecular function: beta-glucosidase activity. The transcript is spliced from 3 exons. Gene Ontology annotation, biological process: glucan catabolic process. The record is from RefSeq and is a predicted model, not a curated record. NCBI's taxonomy places the organism in Eukaryota, Fungi, Ascomycota, Eurotiomycetes, Eurotiales, Aspergillaceae. Bases 1 to 2520 code for a protein of 839 amino acids.
AUGACCCGACUAGAUGUAGAGAAGACUAUCGAGGAGCUUACACUAGGAGAAAAGGUAGCUCUGACUGCUGGGAUUGACUUCUGGCAUACGGCGGCCGUUCCCCGUCUCAACAUCCCCAGUUUACGUUUUUCUGAUGGACCCAACGGGAUACGCGGAACGCGAUUCUUCAAUGGUGUACCUGCUGCAUGCUUCCCCUGUUCCACGGCCCUAGGUGCCACCUGGGAUACCGAAUUGCUGCAUGAAGUGGGGAGACUGAUGGGCGAAGAGUCCAUUGCUAAAGGAUGCCAUGUUGUCCUGGGUCCCACUAUUAACAUGCAAAGAUCGCCACUUGGAGGUCGAGGAUUUGAGUCUUUCGCUGAAGAUGGCGUACUCUCGGGCAACUUGGCUGGCUACUACUGCAAGGGCAUCCAAGAGAAAGGUGUCGCCGCCACUCUGAAGCAUUUUGUGUGCAAUGACCAAGAACAUGAACGUUUAGCCGUCGAUAGCAUCGUCACCAUGCGGGCCAUGCGCGAGAUUUAUCUUUUGCCUUUUCAAAUUGCGAUGAGAAUCUGCCAGAGUGCCUGCGUGAUGACCGCCUACAACAAGGUCAACGGAACACAUGUCAGUGAGAACAAGCAAAUUAUCACAGACAUCCUUCGCAAGGAAUGGGGCUGGGACGGUCUUGUCAUGAGCGACUGGUUCGGAACAUAUAGUACAUCGGAUGCCAUUAACGCUGGGUUGGAUUUGGAAAUGCCUGGGAAAACUCGAUGGCGUGGAACAGCACUGGCACAUGCCGUAUCGUCAAACAAGUCCUUCGAGUAUGUUAUAGAUGAACGUAUUCGUAACGUGUUGAACUUGGCCAAUUAUGUUGGUCCAUUGGGAAUCCCAGAGAAUGCACCAGAGAAGGCCCUUAAUAGACCACAAGACCAGAAACUUCUACGACGCACCGCGGCGGAAUCAGUGGUCCUCAUGAAGAAUGACGAUGAUCUUCUGCCUCUCAACAAGGACAAGUCAAUCUUGGUCAUAGGUCCUAAUGCCAAAAUUGCAGCAUACUGCGGUGGAGGCUCCGCGUCUUUGGAUGCAUAUUACACUGUGACUCCUUUUGACGGGGUCUCAGCUAAGAGCAAGGGUGAAGUCCUGUUCUCUCAGGGUGUAUACUCGCACAAAGAGCUGCCACAACUCGGUCCACUCCUUAAAACAGCCGAUGGCAAGACUGGCUUUUCGUUCCGCGUUUUCAACGAGCCUCCCUCCCAGUCCCACAGAGAGCUUGUUGAUGAGCUGCAUCUUGUGUCAUCCAGUGGCUUCCUCAUGGACUAUGUCAACCCCAAAAUCAAAUCACUGACCUUCUACAUCGACAUGGAGGGCUUUUUCACUCCCGAGGAAGACGGUGUCUACGAGUUCGGCGUCACAGUUGUGGGCACCGGCAAGCUGUGCGUUGACGGUGAAGUCGUUGUCGACAACACGAAGAACCAACGCCAAGGCUCUGCUUUCUUCGGGAAUGCAACCGUAGAAGAGAAGGGGAGCAAGGAACUGAAGGCCAGACAGACGUACAAGGUGCUCUUCCAAUUUGGCAGUGCGCCCACUUCCGAUCUAGACACCCGCGGUGUCGUGGCAUUUGGCCCUGGGGGCUUCCGCUUUGGGGCCACUCGCCGAGUCGGUCAAGAGGAGCUGAUCUCGAAGGCCUCCAAGCUCGCCGCCAAGGCAGACCAAGUGGUCGUGUUCGCUGGUUUGACGAGCGAGUGGGAGACCGAAGGCUACGACCGUGACCACAUGGACCUGCCUCCAGGCAACGACGAGAUGAUCUUCAGGGUGCUCGAGGCGAAUCCAAACGCCGUGGUGGUGAUCCAGAGCGGUACUCCAGUGACAAUGCCGUGGAUUAAACGGUCCAAGGCACUUUUGCAGGCCUGGUAUGGCGGAAACGAGUGUGGCAAUGGCAUCGCCGACGUUUUGUAUGGUGAUGUGAACCCCUCUGGGAAGCUGCCCCUGAGCUUCCCAGUCCGCCUUCAAGACAACCCGAGCUACCUCAACUUCCGCUCGGAGCGUGGCCGUGUCCUUUACGGCGAAGACAUCUAUGUCGGAUACCGCUACUACGAAAAGGUCAACCUGCCGCCACUAUUCCGUUUCGGCCAUGGCUUAUCCUACACGACCUUCACACGGUCUGACCUGUCCCUUACAACCAGCCCUGAGAAGCCACAGCUCGAGGAGAGCGGCGAGCCCAUCACUGCCAGCGUGAUAGUUGCUAACACAGGCAAGGUAACCGGCGCUGAAGUUGUCCAGCUGUGGGUUGUGCCGCCGCCGACAGGCGUGAACCGUCCCGCCCGGGAACUCAAGGGCUUCACGAAGGUGCUGCUGAACCCUGGCGAACAGAAAAGGGUUGAAAUUACAGUGGAAAAGAAACUCGCUACGAGCUGGUGGGACGAGCAGCGCGAGAAAUGGGCCUCUGAAAGGGGCGUGUACGAGGUAGUCGUCACCGGCACAGGCGAGAGUGUGCUGAAAUCAUCCUUCACUGUGGAGAAGACUCGGUUCUGGCUGGGUCUUUAA